CUAUUUUUCAACUUCUGUUAGGUGAAUCCGGUGUUCCCGUGGAAAAAAACAUCACUUUGGGCAGUGCAGUUAAAAUUGAGCUGUCAUGCAGACUGGCUGAUAAAUAUUCUUACAUGAAAAUUCUUCAGGUGACUUGGAAGAGGGGAAAUGAAACAAUCAAACACAUCAAUAAAACUGAAAAUAGCUGGGGCAUCCAAUUGACUAUCUCAGAAAACAGAAAACUGGGAAGUUACACUUGUACGGUGACAGGUGAAGAAGAAUUCAGUGUGGCGUUUCAUUUACAAGUACCGCAGAUUGAGGGAAGAGAAAAGCCUGUCAUCAGUUAUGAAGGUGACUCAGCUAUACUGAUUUGUAAAAGUCACAGUUAUACUCCCAUUGCUUGGACCUGGUAUAUGACCAAUGGCAGUGAACAGAUUGCUAUUAAUGAUUCCCUCAUGUUGGAUAAGUACAUAAUAGACAGAACAGAUGCCAAUGUAACCCAUCUGAAAAUACUGAAGCUCACCAAAGAAGAUGAUGGUGCAUACUGGUGUGAAGCUGCUUAUGAACUAGGAAAGAGUAAAGGAAAGCUGAAGCUUAAAAUUCUGUCACUCAUGGUGCCACUCAAGCCAUUUCUAGCAAUAGUGGCUGAAGUUGUUAUUUUAGUACCUCUUAUUUUACUUUUUGAGUUUUAUUCGAAAAAGAAACGUGCAGAAGAUGAAAAAGAAUUUGAUCAAAUUGAGCAACUAAGAUAAAUUUGUGUACCAGAGCAAAUGGCUGUAAGGGAACAGUUCUAGUCUGUUAU
Messenger RNA from Meleagris gallopavo (turkey), 781 nucleotides. The record is from RefSeq and is a predicted model, not a curated record. NCBI's taxonomy places the organism in Eukaryota, Metazoa, Chordata, Aves, Galliformes, Phasianidae.